AUGUUAAGUUGUACCUUCCGCCAAAUCUUAUUAUUUACUUCUUCUCUGCACGACGCCUUCCGCGACGCCGAGACCGCUACGACAUCACACGUGGCUCAAGGACAGCCCUUCGCCUCUGUCACUGUGCUGCUCGCCACUGCUCGAGUUCGCGUCCUCGAUCGUCACGGAUCAUGGCAUUCCGCCCGAGCUCUGAUCGACCAGGGCUCAGAGACGACCAUAGUUUCGGAGCGGUUGGUUCAACGACUGCGACUGCCUCGCACGUCUGCCGCCGUCAGCGUCUAUGGACUCGGCGAGCAAAGGACGGGAAUCGCCAAGGGCAAGGUCAAGCUCACCUUUCGAGCGCUCAACGGUGAGACGUCCAACUCCGUCUCCGCCUUGAUUUUGCCGAAGCUGACUCUAUUCUCCGGAGGAUGCCGCCGAAGCCUGCAAUCCUGGACACAUCUCAGGGACCUGAAGCUCGCCGAUCCAGAAUUCCAUUCCGCUGAUCCAGUAGACCUUCUGCUGGGCGCCGACGUCUACGGAUUAAUCAUCCGCCAGGGUCUGAAAAAGGGAGGUCCUCAGGAACCGGUGGCACAGCAAACUUCGCUAGGCUGGAUACUCUCAGGAGCCAUCAACGAGAAUACACGCUGCCAACGUAUGUCCUCCCACCAUUGCCAAGUGGAGGAAGACCUCACCUGUUUGGUACGUCGCUUUUGGGAGCAGGAAGAGGUUCGACAGCCGUCUCAGCUCUUCACCAAGGUCGAGCGGGAGUGCGAAGAGCACUAUCGUCAGUACCACACACGCAACGCCGAUGGCCGGUACGUCGUGCGCCUGCCCACGACGGAAUCUCUGCCGGAUCUCUCUGGAACAAUCCGCGCCGCCCGCCGGGCUCUGCAACAUACAGAGAAGAAAUUUGAUCGAGAGAGCGAGUUCAGAGGUAUGUAUGUCAAAUUCAUGCAACAGUACUUAGACCUGCGCCACAUGAUGCCUGCUCCGCCUUCGACUACCACGCGUCCUGGAGCUUGCUAUCUACCGCAUCACGGGGUCCUGCGUCCUGACAGCACCUCCACAAAACUGAGGGUAGUCUUCAACGGCUCGAGCUCCUUGCCAAACGGAGACUCCUCAACAGAUAUCUAG
Messenger RNA from Nylanderia fulva, 1116 nucleotides. The record is from RefSeq and is a predicted model, not a curated record. NCBI's taxonomy places the organism in Eukaryota, Metazoa, Arthropoda, Insecta, Hymenoptera, Formicidae.